This is a messenger RNA of Necator americanus (New World hookworm), 894 nucleotides long. RefSeq lists its product as uncharacterized. The record is from RefSeq and is a predicted model, not a curated record. The transcript is spliced from 9 exons. Lineage: Eukaryota; Metazoa; Nematoda; Chromadorea; Rhabditida; Ancylostomatidae. Bases 1 to 894 code for a protein of 297 amino acids. Gene Ontology annotation, molecular function: oxidoreductase activity.
AUGCUUUUGCGGUUAUUUUCACACCAAACUGCAUUGCGACAGUUUUGCAAAGCAGUCGCUAUGUCGCGUUUCAUUGGGAAAGUCGUCAUUGUUACAGGUUCUUCCUCUGGUAUUGGAGCAGCGACAGCUGUGUUGUUUGCGAAAGAAGGUGCAAAGGUGACAAUUACAGGAAGGAAACCAGACGGUUUGGAGGCUACAAAACACUCUAUCAUUGAUGCCGGCGGAAAAGAAGAUGACGUAAAUGUCGUGGUAGCGGAUGUGACCGACGCUGUCGGAAGAGAGCAAAUUGUCUCGAGCACAGUUCAGAAAUGGGGAAAGAUUGAUGUUUUGAUAAACAAUGCUGGUGGCUUGCUACAUGAUGACAAAGGUUGCGGUGGUGUAACCGCUAGUGUUGAAGUGUUGGAAAAGACUAUGGAUUUAAAUGUUUACAGUGCGAUUCAAAUGGUUCAACUGACACGUCCACAUUUAGUAAAAGCAAAAGGAGAGGUUGUGAAUAUUUCUAGCAUAGCAGGGCAACCUAAAGGGACACCGAAGUUCAUGUACUACGCGAUGGCAAAGGCUGCUUUGGAUCAGAUGACACGCGCUCUUGCCAUCGAGCUCAUUGCUGAAGGAGUGCGUGUGAACAGCGUCAGUCCGGGUGCUGUUCUAACAAAAUUCUGUCAGAAUGCAGGAAUGUCGGAUGCAGAUACCGCAAAGUUCUACGAGAAAUUUGCAAGCUCAGAACAUUCGUUACCAAUUCGAGAGAUCGGACAACCAGAAGAUAUAGCCAAUGUAAUCGCAUUUCUGGCGGAUCGCCACGCAUCGCGGUAUAUCAUCGGCCAGACAAUUAUUGCUGAUGGAGGCUCGAUGCUUGUGAUUGCAGCCAACGCAACUUCUUCUGCCGGGCAAAAGUAA